GAGGCGUGGUAGAGGCGUCAACCGUCCGCCCCGAACCCUCACUCGCGUCAAAUCCCUUCCAGGCUCCAGCCGGACACCUCCAGCCGGCCGCCCCUUUCUCGGCAAGCUCCGCUGCGCCGACGAGUCACCAAGAUACAUCUAUUCCUCCGACAAGUAUUUCCGGACGGAGGGAGUACUUAUUUGCUGGCAGAUGGAUGGAGAUGAAAGUUUUGAGGAGAUGCAAGUGUUGGAUAUGCUCAUGAAUUCGCCGUUGUCUUCAUCUGGCGACGACAAACUCAUUCUUGCAGCAUCCUCGGAGCAUGAGGAGGAAGAGAAGGUGAAUAAUGGACGCCAUGGCGAUUCCAAGAUGGGGUGUCAGACAGUGGAUUGCGGAAGAGGUGCUGGAUUUAUUCUACUGUGGGAUGACUACUUCAAGCAAAAGCCUAUCUUUCUUGAAAAAUAUUUUCGCCAAAGGUUUGGAAUGUCCCGGAGUAUAUUUUAUCACAUAGGUGAAGCUAUAGUUGAGCAUGAUCAUGAUGGUUAUUUUAAGCAAAAAGGAAAUGCUGGUGGUGCUCCUGAUUCGCAGCCUACUGAUGGAUAUGCAGCUGAUGGUGCGGAUGAGUACGUUCGGUCUGCAAAAGCUACUGAUGUAAAAACUUGCAAAAAGUUUGUGAUAGCUAUUUGUCAAAUCUUUGGGGAUGAGUCCUUGAGAUCUCCAAAUGAAGAAGAUACUGCAAGAUUACUUGCAAUCUGGCAACCUGUCCGACGGCUGUCAAAAGCAAAACCAACGACUUUGCAGUACCCUCCAUUUUUUGGGGAUUUCUUGUGCGUCAGAGUCCCCAUCUCUGUCACAGGAAGGAGCACGGGAGGGACUCAUGAAUACUCUAUUGGUUUUGUCCAUUCCUCCGUUGGUGAUGAGCUACCCCAGGAUGCCAUCUGCUCUUAUGCAAGGUCCAGUUGGUCGGACCUUCCGACGGAUCUCCUCCUCAGAACCCUCCAACGCCUCCAGCUCCAGGAAUCCCUUGCUUUUGCGUUAGUAUGCACAUCAUGGAGCUGGGCUGCAGCUGCUGCUGGCGUCCCAUGUUCUUGCAGACCGUGGCUCAUGUCUUGGACCCACCUCGUUGAGGAGAGUCAACCCAAGAUCAACUGGAGCUCAACUGUGACCUGCAAGUUCCGCCAUCUGGUGGACGUCAACAAGUCUUAUGAUGUUGAUUUUCCCAAGGGUUGUUUUGUUGCAUGUGCUGGAGCUUCUCAUGGAUGGCUGGUUCUGGUAAAUGAACUCUCCAAUCUCCUUCUCUUCAACCCCUUUACCUCGGACAUGGUCUCUUUACCACCAAUUACCGAUUUCUCAUUUGUGGAGGCAAUAUAUGAUAAUCAAGGAAACAUAGAAGGUUAUCGUUUUUUUAACGAUGGAUUCUAUGAUGCAAAAUAUCUGGCAACAUGGUUCUUCCAGAAGGCAGUUUUGUCCUGUACCCCAUCCAAAGGUGGUAACUACAUUGUCAUGAUCAUUCAUUAUGAUAGCAAUUGGCUCUCUUUUGUGAGGGCAGGAGAGGGCAAGUGGCAAGUGGUCUCAACUUUAGCUAGAAGGGUACAAAAUCGGUAUGCAGACUGUGCAUACCACAAUGGGAGUUUUUAUACUGUGACAUACCAUGGAAUAGUAGAGAAAUAUCAUCUUGAUGGACCGAAUGGACCAACAAAGGAGGCGAUUAUUGCACAUAGAACCUAUUCAAGUGUUCUUACUAGGCACUUGGUGUCUACACCAUGGGGUGAUCUCUUGCAAGUCCGGGCCAUUUCUGCAAAUUGUGUGGAUCGUGUGAGAUUUCAAAUUGCCAAGGUUCAUCCUGAAGGAUGCAAGAAGGUAUCACCAGACGACUUGGUAGAGCAUGCAAUAUUCGUUGGAUUGAAUCACUCGGCAUGUUUACCCUCGAAGACUUUCCCUGGUUUAAGACCUCAAUGUAUCUAUUUCUCUUCUCCUUGGAUGACAGCGACAUUUGAUUUGGUUGCCCGUUGUCGUGGAUGGGGAGGUGUAAGGUCAUAUGACAUAGAAAGAAGGGUCUUUGAGCAUGCUUUUCCCUUCGGAGGGAUGCCUAAAAGUUGGAGAAUGCAUGUCCCUUCAGAGAUAUGGAUCACACCAAAUAUAUAA
Messenger RNA from Triticum dicoccoides, 2122 nucleotides. RefSeq lists its product as uncharacterized. NCBI's taxonomy places the organism in Eukaryota, Viridiplantae, Streptophyta, Magnoliopsida, Poales, Poaceae. The record is from RefSeq and is a predicted model, not a curated record. Gene Ontology annotation, molecular function: protein binding. Bases 191 to 2122 code for a protein of 643 amino acids. The transcript has 5 exons.